AUGGCGAGCGCGAUGCGACUUCAGACCGUGGUCAGUGAUCUGGAGCUCCUCCUCGUGGCUGCGUGGGUCAAGCAACGCCCUCGUCCGCUUGGCGCGCCGGGACCUGGACGGACCAGCGCGUCGCUCGCCCGCGCUUGCUCCGCGCUUCACGCCGCCGCAGCCAGACUUCAUGCCCCCGUCCUGACCCUCUCCGCCGGUGCGCUCGCCAUGUAUUCCAGACUCCACGACUCCCCUCAGAGGCAUGCCAUGGCCGUGUGCAAGUUCUACCUCCAGGGCAACUGCAAGUUCGGCGACAGGUGCAAGUUCGACCAUCCCGGCGCCCAGAACCAGAACCGUGGCAAUCAACAGAACCAGAACCGCUUCGCCGCUUUGAACAAUGCCCCCGCCGGCCCGCAAGGCGGCAGAGGCGGCCAGCGAGGUCCCAGACAGGACUUCAAGUACAAUUUAGACCCCGACAUCAUUAAGAUCGACCUGGAAAAUGAUCGUCCGAUAUGGCCUUUCUCAGUCUACGCACCGGGAAGGACUGCUCCGCGGCAGCUGAUCGAGGGACCGUUGAUGGAACAGAGUCAAGAGGAAAUGCGUCUACGGUACUAUGCUGCAAUGCGAACAGGCCAUCCCGAGCAAGCUGCACAUGAAGAAACUCAGUUGCUCGGUCAAGUGACUCAACAGAUCAAAAAUAUCCUCAGCGACUUGAAUGGCGCCUGCAGAUAUGUCCAGGACGGCGAGAAUGUUCACCCUAACAGAGUCGACAACACCACGGGUCAACAACCACAACAGCAACAGACCGGCGCGUUUGGCCAAGGCAAUGCAGCUUUAGGCCAACCCGCAGCAUUUGGCGGUGCAGCAAAGCCAGCCUUUGGACAGCCGAGUGCAUUCGGUACUGCUGGUCAACAACAAAGCGGAUUCGCUACUGCCGGUCAACAACAAAGCGGAUUCGGUGCUGCUGGUCAACAGCAAAGCGCAUUCGGAAGGCCAUCGACCUUCGGCGCAUCAGCAGCCCAGCCAUCAGCGUUCGGGGCGCCAUCUGCUCUUGGCGGCGGUGCUGCAAAUCCAGCGUUUGGCAAACCAGCUUUUGGUAGCUCCUCAGCAUUCGGAUCAGCGGCGAAUUCUGGGUCGACAGCAGGUGCAGCGCCAGGGUUUGGUCAGCCAUCUCAACCCGGUUCCUUUGGACAACCUGGAGGUGGAGGCUUCGGGACAAAGCCGGCUUUUGGCCAACCAGCGGGCGGUGCUGCGUUUGGGCAAUCCUCGCAACCCGGCGGAAUAGGAGGUUUCGGGAAGCCAGCAGGGUCACUAGGAUUUGGACAGCCAGCUUUCGGUCAGGCAGCCCAGCCGACCGGCAACAGCCCCUUCGGCCAGCAAGGCCAGCAAGGCCAACAGCAGCAGCAACAGCAACAGCAACCUGGAGGAUUUGGGCAAGCAGCUAAUCAACAACCUGGGUCCGGAACGUUUGGGAAGCCUUCUCCCUUCGGUGCACCUGCCCAGCAAGCAGCACCCAGUGCAUUUGGAGCACCUGCUCAGCAAGCAGCGCCCAGUGCAUUCGGUGCACCUGCUCAGCAAGCGGCACCCAGCGCAUUCGGUGCACCUGCUCAGCAAGCUGCAUCAGGUACAUUUGGAGCGCCUGCUCAGCAAGCCGCGCCCAGCGCGUUUGGCCAACCUGCUAUGAAUAGCUUUUCCGCGCCGCAAGCAAAUGGUUUUGGCCAGCAACAACAGCCUCAAUCCGCCACCCCUGCUGGCUCCGACGUAUCGACUUACACCACGCGUGGUGCCAACAACCAACUCACUAGCUGGAAGAGCCAACCCGUUCAGUACAUUGCUCAUGGUGAAACAAAAGUGCAAAACCCAUGCUAUCGCCGACCGGACAAUGGUCAGUGGGAGCGCAUCUGGCUCCCGGAUGGCGCCCCGCCGGACAACCCAAACUGCUACACAGCGCCAGAGGCGUAUGGAGAGGUGCUGAAGGGAGCAUACGAGUAUUUGAAUAACACAGGAACGUUCAAGGAUGGCAUUAUGCCGGAGGAACCACCGGCGCAUGCGGCGAUCAAGUGGGAUAUUUGA
Messenger RNA from Lasiodiplodia theobromae, 2052 nucleotides. Its product is annotated as Zinc finger CCCH-type protein. Lineage: Eukaryota; Fungi; Ascomycota; Dothideomycetes; Botryosphaeriales; Botryosphaeriaceae. Gene Ontology annotation, molecular function: metal ion binding. The coding region runs from base 1 to 2052 and encodes 683 amino acids. The record is from RefSeq and is a predicted model, not a curated record. The transcript has 6 exons.